Molecule: messenger RNA, 889 nt
Organism: Parus major (Great Tit)
Lineage: Eukaryota; Metazoa; Chordata; Aves; Passeriformes; Paridae
Gene: NTAQ1
Product: N-terminal glutamine amidase 1
Exons: 7
Coding region: 248-730 (160 amino acids)
Cellular component (GO): nucleus; cytosol
Molecular function (GO): protein-N-terminal asparagine amidohydrolase activity; protein-N-terminal glutamine amidohydrolase activity
Source: RefSeq, a predicted model, not a curated record
GUGCUUCCUGCGCCGCCCUUAUCCCCGCUCAGACCUGCCAUGGCGCGGCCUGAGGCCGGUUAUGAGGCGGCGGUGCGCCCCCGCCCCGCCUGCACCUACACCAGCUGCUACUGUGAAGAAAAUGUUUGGAAGCUUUGUGACUACAUCAGGAGUCAGGAUCGGCACCCUUUAGAAGAAUUUUAUGCUGUUUUCAUAUCCAAUGAUAGGAGGAUGAUUCCACUCUGGAAGCAGAAAUCUGGACACGGAGAUGAGCCUGUUGUCUGGGUGCUUCUGGCAGCUGAACACUCGACACUCAAAUUCACAGACCGUGUUACUGCAACAGGACUACCAUGUUAUUCUACUUCAUGUUACCAGCGGGGAGCAGAACUUCAUUUAUGAUCUUGACACAGUGUUGCCGUUUCCAUGUCCUUUUGAUAUGUACAGUGUGGAGGCCUUUAGGUUGGAUGACAGCCUUCGUCCAGAGUUUCACAGAAAAAUCAGAAUGAUUCGAGCAGAUUUGUACUUGAAGACAUUUGCUUCAGACAGAUCUCAUAUGAAGGAUGCAGAUGGGAAAUGGCAGAAACCUCCUCCUCCAUACCCUUGCAUUGAAACUGCAGAUUCCAAAAUGAACUUGGAUGAUUUCAUCAGUAUGAAUCCUGAAGUGGGAUGGGGCUCAGUGUUCUCCCUUUCAGACUUUGUGCAUCGAUUUGGCAGUCAGACCACUUACAGCUAUUCCUUGGAAGGACAGUAAAGUGAACAAAGUUCGUUUGGUUCUGAGUGGAUGUGUUUUGUUUUGCUGCUCUUACAUUGUAUUUAUGGUUUACAUUUCUGUACAUGGAAUUGGUGUUUGAGAAAAUAGAACACCCAGUCAGAAAUAUCAUGAACUGAAUAAAAACCUUUAUUUUAAUUA